Molecule: messenger RNA, 6048 nt
Organism: Mytilus trossulus (common blue mussel)
Lineage: Eukaryota; Metazoa; Mollusca; Bivalvia; Mytilida; Mytilidae
Product: ankyrin-3-like
Exons: 5
Coding region: 621-4181 (1186 amino acids)
Molecular function (GO): protein binding
Source: RefSeq, a predicted model, not a curated record
UGAAAUUCAACUUUAACAUUGAUCCGUUAUAAACGGGUCACCAACUCUGCGUAUUUAAAAUAUGUUGCGAAAUAUAUGUAAAUAGUGGUUGCCAUAAACAGAACUGAGUGGGUUUGUUAAAUAAGGAGUUUAUCGUGGAAUUAAAAAGCAGCAUGUGAGAUAAUUCUAAAUAACAGUACCAAUAAGUAAGGAGUCGAUUUUGAACAUCAUUUUAACUGGAUUAGCAAGAGAGCAGAUUAGACAAUUCUGAGAAAUAAUUUCCAUUGGAACUAUCAGGCACAAUGUUUUAACAUGUAAGCCUGCAUGAAUUUGGUUCAAAACCUUAUUCGUUGAUUCAGAAAAUACUUUAUUACAACGAAAGAGAUACUCCUCUGAACAAGUAAACAUUUGAACAAUUGGACAACAGUUACAACAAUCCUCAGCUUUUUGAAAUAUUAAGGAUAAUUCCUCGUAAAUAUCAACAAAACGAGGUAGCAAACGCAUGCAAGAGUAGGAAUCAUUAUUAUGCUAGACUAUGAUUAUACCAAAAGAUCCUUAACAUUCGUUAUUUGUUGCCUUCAUGAUGAAAUAAGGUAGACAAUUAUAACGAUUUUUAGAUAUAGAAAAAAUAAAUCAACAAAAUGUCAACUGUCAAAAUACCACAUGUUACAGAGGAAGAAGAAAACUAUUUAAGAAUGCACUUAUUGAUGACAGGAAUUUCUUCAAGAGCUGUACGAGUUUUAUUUGACAAAGAGUUUUCUCCUGUUUGCCUAGAUGCUACAAUUAAAAAGGAAACUGGCAAGCUGAUUGACUUAAAAAAUAAAUGUGUUAUCAAUGGACCUCAAUGGAAAUUACUGUUUCCUCGUGUUGGUGUGCCAGACUCUAACACUUUUGAUGUCACAUUAAUGAUAGCAUUACUCAGGAAUUUGACAAACCUACCUCCGCCUACAGGUGGAUAUGACUACCUACCAUUAAGUACAGAUACCACACCUACGGCUGAUCUGGCAAGAAUCAAACACUAUAGAAAUAUCCUAGCUCAUUUUGGAGACGGAAAGAUCAAAUCUACAGACUUUGUUACUGCAUGGGAGGAUAUCAGUGGAGCUGCGAAGAGACUUGGUGGUCUGGAUAUGGGUAAGGAAUGUCAAGAGCUAAGAUCAAAACAUUUAGACCAAUCAACAGUACCUUGGAAUAUUAGAGUACAAAUCCUUCAAAUAUUGGAUCAGUGGCAAAAGAAUGAUGAGUACUUUAUCGAGACUAAAGCUUCAAAACAUGUGCUAAAAUGUAUCCAAAAACAUAGCUGUGUCACCAUAACUGCUAGUUCUGGUGUUGGCAAGACAGCAAUCCUACAACAUGUAGCUUUAAAAAUGGCAGAAGAAGGGUUUGAUGUACUUUUUGUAACCAAUCCUCAUAACAUUGUUGAGUUUUAUAAUCCAAAUCAGAAAGCAUUGUUUGUAAUUGAUAACUUUUGUGGAACAUAUUCUAUCAACCAGUCAGACCUUUUAAAUUGGGAACCAGUUAUGACGCGUAUUGAAGGACUAAUUGGAAAAUCACUCAUAAAAAUUAUUGUGGCUUGUAGGAUACAAGUAUACAACGAUAACAAAUUUGAAGCGCUUUCUAUUUUCAAAACCAAUGUAUGUAACUUGUUAUCUGAAAAUUUAUGCUUGUCACAGGCUGAAAAGACGUCAAUAGCGGAAAUUUAUCUGGAAACAGAAGCUUCACAGGUAAUCCAAUAUAGUCAUUUAUAUGAAUGUUUUCCGCUUCUAUGUAAACUUUAUCGUGAUAACACUGAACCCAGUAUUACAUCAUUUUUCAAGAAUCCAUUUUCAGUGUAUGAAGCAGAAAUCGAACAGCUUAAAAAGAAAGAAAUUUUCGGAAAAUACUGUGCUUUGGCAUUGUGUGUCAUGUUUAAUAACAAGUUAAAGGAGAAAGUGUUAACAGAAGAGAACGAUAAAGAAACAAAAAAGAUCAUAAGGAACACGUGUGAGGCUUGUAGGUUAGAAAGAAGUACAUCAAGAUUAAUGUUAUUGGAUGAAAUUCAUACACUCGAACACACUUUUUUGAAAAAAGAAAAUGGCGUUUAUAAAACAAUACAUGAUAAACUAUUCGACUUUUUAUCUAAUUAUUUUGGAAAAAUGAUAAUUCAGUGUUUGAUUAAAAAUUCAAAAAGUAAGUUUGUCAGCGAACGAUUUUCAUUCGAAAGAGAAGACGAUACGGAACAGUUUAUCAUUAUUGUACCACCAAAAUACCAUCAAAUGUACAUACAAAGAAUGGUUGAUGACUGGUCUAAUGGUAGAGUUGUGCCAGUGUUCAAUAACAAAAAUAUGGAAAAAACAGAUUUCAGAAAAAGAUUGCUGAAUUUUGUGGAAACACUUGAUUUAUCAUAUCAAAAACAAUUAGCCCAAACUGUUGAUAUCAAACACAAACAUAAUGCACUUUUGGAAUGUUGUUUUAUAUGUGACCUUUCUUUGAUUCAGUGGUUUUGUUUUCAUGGUGCAGAUGUUAACCAAUGUAGAUUUGAUGGUGUAAGUCCUGUAUUUGUUUCAUCACAGGAAGGUGAUACUGAAGCAGUUAAGCUGUUACUGGAAUACAAGGCAGAUGUUUAUAAAUGUAAUGAGGGUGAAGCACCUCCUUUGUUUAUGGCUUGUCAGGAGAAUCAUGUUGAUAUAGUUAAGAUGCUACUUGAAUACAAGGCAGACGUUAAUACAUGUAAUGAUGAUGAAGUAUCUCCUUUGUUUAUGGCUUGUCAGAAGGAUCAUAUUGAUAUAGUUAAGAUGCUACUUGCAUACAAGGCGGACGUUAAUAAAUGUAAGGAUGAUGAAGCAUCUCCUUUGUUUAUGGCUUGUCAGGAGAAUCAUGUUGAUAUAGUUAAGAUGCUACUUGAAUACAAGGCAGACGUUAAUAAAUGUAAUGAUGAUGAAGUAUCUCCUUUGUUUAUGGCUUGUCAGAAGGAUCAUAUUGAUAUAGUUAAGAUGCUACUUGCAUACAAGGCGGACGUUAAUAAAUGUAAGGAUGAUGAAGUAUCUCCCCUGUUUAUGGCUUGUCAAAAGGAUCAUAUUGAUGUAGUUAAGAUGUUACUUGAAUACAAGGCAGACGUCAAUAAAUGUAAAGAUGAUGAAGUAUCUCCCCUGUUUAUGGCUUGUCAGAAGAAUCAUGUUGCUGUAGUUAAGAUGUUACUUGAAUACAAGGCAGACGUCAAUAAAUGUAAAGAUGAUGAAGUAUCUCCCCUGUUUAUGGCUUGUCAAAAGGAUCAUAUUGAUGUAGUUAAGAUGUUACUUGAAUACAAGGCAGAUGUUAAUAAAUGUGAUGAGGAUGAAGUAUCUCCCCUGUUUAUGGCUUGUCAAAUGAAUCAAGGUGAUAUAGUUAAGAUGUUACUUGAAUACAAGGCAGACGUCAAUAAAUGUAAAGAUGAUGAAGUAUCUCCCCUGUUUAUGGCUUGUCAAAAGGAUCAUAUUGAUGUAGUUAAGAUGUUACUUGAAUACAAGGCAGACGUCAAUAAAUGUAAAGAUGAUGAAGUAUCUCCCCUGUUUAUGGCUUGUCAGGAGAAUCAUGUUGAUGUAGUUAAGAUGUUACUUGAAUACAAGGCAGACGUCAAUAAAUGUAAAGAUGAUGAAGUAUCUCCCCUGUUUAUGGCUUGUCAGAAGAAUCAUGUUGCUGUAGUUAAGAUGUUACUUGAAAACAAGGCAGACGUUAAUAAAUGUACAGCUAAUAAAGUAUCUCCCCUGUUUAUGGCUUGUCAAAUGAAUCAAGGUGAUAUAGUUAAGAUGUUACUUGAAUACAAGGCAGAAGUUAAUAAAUGUACAGCUAAAGAAGUAUCUCCCCUGUUUAUGGCUUGUCAAAAGGAUCAUAUUGAUGUAGUUAAGAUGUUACUUGAAUACAAGGCAGACGUCAAUAAAUGUAAAGAUGAUGAAGUAUCUCCCCUGUUUAUGGCUUGUCAGGAGAAUCAUGUUGCUGUAGUUAAGAUGUUACUUGAAUACAAGGCAGAUGUUAAUAAAUGUGAUGAGGAUGAAGUAUCUCCUCUGUUUAUAGCUUGUCAGAAGGAUCAUGUUGAUAUAGUUAAGAUGUUACUUGAAUACAAGGCAGACGUUAAUAAAUGUGAUGUGAAUGAAGUGUCUCCCUUGCAAAUAGCUUUUCAUAAGAAUCAUGUUGAAAUAGUUAAUAUAUUACGUGAAUAUCAAUCAGACGUUGAUAAAUCAAAACGGUGAUGAAGCAUAGUAGAGAUGUACAUAGACAACGAGGCAGACGUUGAUAAGUGCAGAAACAAGGGAUAAAUCCUAUUUGCCUACGUGAUUUACCAUUUAUUCAGUUGUGAUGAUGAAUUAGAUGGACCAAGAGGCAAAAUUUAUUUUCCAUAGGCGAUAAUGGUUACGUUUUAUUCUGUAGCUCAGUCCAUAUCGUAAACUUGGAUGUGUUUGAUAGCUCAUUUCGCAGCUGAGACAUUUUCACAAGUGUGGUUAAAUUCUCUAGGUACGAAGCGAGAUUCGUGUUUCCGUAAUUUAGCAUACACCAAAAAUCCUUCCGUGAUGUGGCUCCCUGUGGUGAAAAAAUACUUUUCACACGAUAAGUUCUUAAAAGAUUUAUACAUUUGAUAGCUACAUAGUUUUUACACAUUUAUUCUAGUGGGAUGUACAGUGAAAGAAAAAUUCAUUCUUCUAAUAAUAGUUUCGAGAUAUUCCAAAAUAAAACAAUACAGGUGUUGAUACUGAUCAGAAAGUAUUUCUAAAUAAUAAUUAUACAUUUAUUUUUACAGAAAAAUCAUUUGUUAAACUGUGUUAUAAUUAAUACAUGAAAAUACACGAUGUUUUAUAUGUAGUAUUUAGCGAGAUAAUUGCUUAAGAAGCUUUCGGAAUUGAAAUUUAAAAACUGUCUAUCUUUGCUGCAUAUUGAUAGAAAAAUUUGAAAAAAAAUAUGUACAUGAAAAUCGAAAGUUCAUUCAAAUCACCAAUUUUCUGAGUGUUCAAAAAGUCCUUUGUAUGUUUCAAUUUUUCAAAGUAUGCUUAUUUUUUUUAGAUAUCGAGCUCAACGUUUUGUUGAUGUUACAUGUAUAUUCAAUGGAAACUAUUGAUUUUCGUGAAUAUAUACAUAACAAAAGUCUGUCUGUGUAGAUUAAAAAAUCAAAAAGAACGUUUUUUUUAUAAAGAAGUUAUCAUUCUUCUAUUUUGUAUACACAUUUUGAGAAAUGGUCGUCACGAGUUUUGUUCGCGUAUUUGUUGUCUUCACGAUCUAUUCAAAUUCAAUGUUUAUACAUCGGUAUAAGGUAUUCUUGCUUUUGCUUAGAACUUAAUUUUAAAAGGCAAAAUCUUUGCUGCUUAACGAUUAACUCACCAUAAAAACCAGGACUGUUAAUUUAUAAUUAUGAACAAAUCAAUCAAUUCCUAUGGAAUUGUUCCUGACUUUCUCUGGUCUAGCUGAGCAUGUGUAAGAGAAGUAUAAAAAUAGUAAAAAAUAAAUAAUUGAAAUUGAUACUCUAGAAAUUUAUUCGCGUAGCAUCAUUUUUGACCAUUUUUAUUCUGAGAAUCUAUAGCCUGUUGUACUUAUUGUGGGAUAUUUAAGAUGGAAAAGAAUAAAAAUGACUGGAAGUUUUCUGUUUUUGUUUUAAUUUAUUUCUAUUUUUACAAUUUGCCAGUACGUUUUACCAUGAAUCGAUAGUUGAUAGCGUCCUUGCUAAAAUGAGACAAACAUUGAGAAGAUCUAGUUCUCCGUAUCCACAGGGGAGGUUAUAUUUUGUCACUAUAUGUCCCACUGUAGUCAAUAGUCAUCUACUUUCCAAAUCAACACAAAUGAUUAAGCUCCGUCACUUUUUAAAAACUUUUUUUGUUUACGCAAAUCUUUUAAGCUCCUCAAUUAGAGACGCAUUAUGAAUAUUGACCAAUAUAGUUCUAAUUUUUUCAAAUAUUGUUGUGUGAUCUUCAUCGGUAUGACUUUCUGUACUAAUCUAUAUUUAUGUCAGUGUCUGAAAGAACAUAAAGUUGUUUAGCACUAUAAAGCAAUGACCAUUUUGUCGCUAUAUUUAUUUAUUAUAAAUACCAUGUGUACAAGUAUAAUUGGUAAAAGGAAUAAGAUUAACAUUAG